Echinococcus granulosus is the source of this 960-nucleotide messenger RNA. RefSeq names its product Carbonic anhydrase. Gene Ontology annotation, molecular function: zinc ion binding; carbonate dehydratase activity. The record is from RefSeq and is a predicted model, not a curated record. The coding region runs from base 1 to 960 and encodes 319 amino acids. The transcript has 5 exons. Gene Ontology annotation, cellular component: plasma membrane. NCBI's taxonomy places the organism in Eukaryota, Metazoa, Platyhelminthes, Cestoda, Cyclophyllidea, Taeniidae.
AUGGGCACGCUACUGGGCCUUACUCUCCUCUUCCUUCUCUCCUUCUCUUCAGCUAGCCACUGGUCCUACACAAACGAAAACUCUUCGGAGGAGAAGUGGGGCGAGGUAGCUAGCAAGAUGUGCAAAGGAUCGAAACAGUCGCCAAUCCCUCUCUCCUACGCGGAUUCCAUCUACGAUCCUCAUUUGAAGCCUAUCGGUGUCUACCAAAACGGCACCUUUGGUGUCGAUGAAACCUUCGUUAUGAGUAACAACGGCCACACGCUUGUUGUCAACAUCGACUCGUGUCACUACUUCUUGAACCUCCAAGAUACGCGGGAUAUGAAGUUCUGCAUCACCCAGUUUCACUUUCACUGGGGUAAUAAAAGCUCUGUUGGCUCGGAGCAUAGCAUUGAUGGCAAAUUCUUCCCCCUUGAGAUGCACAUCGUGUCGUAUGACCGAACGUUAUACGCAAACUUCUCGGAGGCCUCUAAAGGGGUGAACGGAUUAGCCGUGUUAGGUCUUGUGUUUCUGGAGGACCAAAAUAUUCCACGCGAAAAAACCUUACUCUAUAAUAUGGGUGCCUUUUUGCAGAAGGUGACGGAGGUCGAGCGCCCCAAUCAUAAAGCUAACCUCCCUCCUUUCCCGGUGAAUGCGCUAUUAGAUAUUGGUGACGCCAAUACACGCUACUUUCGAUAUGAGGGCUCGCUGACCACCCCUCCUUGCACGGAAAAUGUCUACUGGACAGUGAUUGGAACCCCAGUGCCAGUUAGCCCUCGACAGCUUGAGGCAAUGCGAUUUCUGCAAUUCGCCAGUGAGGAAAAGGAGGUUAAAAUGGCGAAUAACUACAGAAAACUGAAGUCGGUCAAUCCGGCCAACGUUGUAGUUUCUCGUGUGAUUUUCCGCUCUUGGAAUGCCACACCUCGAAUGAUCGCUUCCUCCCUUAUCCUCCUCCUCCUCCUCCUAGUUCCACUUCUCAUUUAA